AUGUCCAUCCUCGAAUGCUUCAAGCCAGUGGGCAAGAGGAAGGCAAAGAAUGGGAAACGACCCCUUCUCCCUCCCGGUCCGCCAACGCGCCCCUUGUUCGGCAAUCUCCUCCAAUUCAAAGAUAGCAAGGGCGAUCCGUUUCACAAACAACUACUCUCUCUACGAGACUAUGGCGACAUGACGACCCUCCACCUCGGCUCCAAGACUCUGGUCUUCCUCAACAGCAACCGUGUCGUGUCCGAAAUCAUCGCCAAAAGAGGCAGCCGAACCAACGAGCGCUCCCCGAUGCCCAUUUCCAACACCCUCGUCGACUAUGGCCGCAAGUCGCUCCUCCUGCCCCAAGACCAAUGGGCAGAGCCUCGGCGUGUGAUGCACAGCCUGCUUAGCGGCACGGCGCUCCGCCAAUACGGCACCUGGCAGGAGCUUGAGAGCACGCAGAUGAUGGCCGAGUACGUCAUCAGGCCGGGCGCGUGGUACAGGCAUCACUACCGGUACGCCAACUCGGUGAUCCACCGCAUCGCCCUGGGCGAGCGGCUGGUGAAGACGCCCGAGGAGCUCGUGGAGAUGCAGAAUGCUGUGACCUUUUUCGUUGGGAGCAUCGGCAGCAGCGUCAUUGACUGGUUCCCGGAGCUGGACAAGCUGCCGCGGUUCCUGCAGUUCUGGAGGCCUCACUGGGAGGCGUUGGGCCAGUGGAACCUUGACCUGUACAGCAGAUGGUACAACCCUAUCAAGAACAAGGUCGAGAACGGCACGGCCCCUCCGUCGUUCGUCCGCGACGUGUUGCUGCACCCUGACACGAAGUUCAAGGGCGACGACAUCGAUGCGAUGUACGUCGCCAUGCAGCUCAUCGAGGCCGGGAGCGACACGACGAGGGAGGCGUUGAACAUCAUGACCAUGGCAGCGCUGGAGCACCCCGACGUGUUCCAAAGAGCCCGGGAAGAGGUGGACAAAGUCUGUGGUGUCGACGAAGAGGCGAGAUUACCGACUCUGGCUGAUAUGGACGACUUGAGGUACAUCUGUGCCAUGGCCAAGGAGAUCUUGCGCUGGCGGCCCAUCUUCCCCAUCACCCCCGAUCACACGGCUUCGCAGGAUAUCGAGUUUGAGGGAUACUAUUUCCCGGCCGGCACCGGCUUCACCGUCAACGGACCGGCUGUGAGCCGUGACUGUGACGAACCCGAGGAGUUCAAGCCUGAGCGGUGGCUGGACGGGCACGAGACGGAUAUCGCGCACGGCUUGUGGGCUUUUGGCGGUGGCCGUCGGAUUUGCGUGGGUUACCGCCUGGCCCAGCGCAGCAUGUUUCUCAACAUUGCCAGACUGGUCCAGUGUGUUGACUAUAGAGCCAAUGGCCCCUACAACAGUUUUGUCUUGAACUUGGAGGCGACGGACGAGCCGUUCCCUGUCAAAGUCAUGAUGCGCAGUGCCGUUUAUGAAGCGCUCAUACUGCGUGAGGCAGAGGCAGCUGGGGUUCUGGAGGAAGCGAGAUUGUUUAAAGAUUGA
This is a messenger RNA of Colletotrichum higginsianum IMI 349063, 1497 nucleotides long. Its product is annotated as Cytochrome P450. Gene Ontology annotation, molecular function: monooxygenase activity; heme binding; oxidoreductase activity, acting on paired donors, with incorporation or reduction of molecular oxygen. Bases 1 to 1497 code for a protein of 498 amino acids. NCBI's taxonomy places the organism in Eukaryota, Fungi, Ascomycota, Sordariomycetes, Glomerellales, Glomerellaceae. The transcript has 3 exons. The record is from RefSeq and is a predicted model, not a curated record.